AUGACCACUACAACUAAUACUACUAUACCAACAAAUAAUUAUUUAUCAUCAACAAUUAAAAUGAAUUUACCUCAAAAUUUACUACAUCCAAUUGAUUUUUGGUCUAAACAUGAUGUACAAAAAUGGAUUGAAUAUUGUAUUGAUGAAUAUUCAUUAGGUGAUGUUAAUUUAAGUGAUUUUCAAAUGAAUGGUAAAGCAUUAUUAUUAUUGAAUGAAGACAGUUUUAAACAACGUUCUCCACGUUCUGGUGAUAUUUUACAUAAAGCUCUUCAACAACAUAAAGCUAUGCUUAAAUCAUGGCAAUGUCAAGCAUUUCCAUAUCAAUUAUGGAAUAAUUUUGGUUUUCCACCUUCACCAUCAUCAACACGUCGUUAUAAUAUUCCUCCUCCUCCACCAGUUCCAUCACUACCUAUGUCAUCAUUUCAUCCAAAUGCUGCCGGUGUACUUCCACAUUCAGCUGCUGCGGCUGCUGCUGCUGCUGCUGCUUGUAUGCAUCCAGCAUUUAAUUAUAUAUUUAGUCGUCCUGAAACAAUACCAAAAUCAUCUUUAAUUAAUCAUCCAACAAAUUAUUUUCAUUUAAACCAACAACAACAACAACAACAACAAUCAACACGAAAUCGAGAAAUAUCAGCUUCAUCAUCAUCAUCAACAUCAUCUUAUUGUCCAGAUUUAACAUCAGCUAAAAUUUCACAUAAAUUACAUGAAAAAUCUGAUGUUAAUCACCCGGUGCAUGAAUCGAUAGGUAUAAAACGUGAAGCAUUAUCACCUGGCAUUCAGCAAUCAAAUCGUCAGCCAACACCAAAUAGUUCACCUAUGACAACAAGAAUUGUUAGUCCAUCAAUAAAACAAGAAACAUUAGAUGAUGAAGAUGUUGAUAUUGAACAACAUGAAACUGUUCCAACACCACCUAUAACAUCAAGUUCACCAUCAUCAUCUCCUCAAUCAUCAUCAUCAGGUUUAUCAAAAUUAAAUAUAUUAAAUAAUCAAUCAAUACCAUAUAAAGUUCGUUCACAUUUAUCAACAAGAAUGAAACAUCAACCAAAUGAUGUAACAAAUACAGGUGAAAAUAAUCAUGAUUUAGAUGGAACUAGUCUUGCAAAUGAUAAUACAAGACAAAUACGUUAUUAUCAUGAUCGAAUUGAUUUUCGUGGUGAUAUUUUAAUGAAACCACCAGCAGCAAAAAAUUGUCGUAUUCUAUGGGAAUUUUUGUAUAUUUUACUUGAAGAUCCUCAUUAUGAAUCAAUUAUUCAUUGGGAAAAUCGUGAAAAAAUGAUUUUUCGAAUAAUUCAAGCGGAUAAACUUGCUGCUCUUUGGGGCCUUCAAAAAAAUCGUUUAUCCAUGACUUAUGAAAAACUUUCACGUGGUAUGCGUUAUUAUUAUUCAAAUAAUAUUAUAUCAAAAGAACAAUCAAAACGAUUACUAUAUCGUUUUAUGCGUUCACCAGAUGAAAUUCGAAAAAGUAUGAAACGUACUGGUGGUACAACAAAUAUGGUUUAUUCAAAUUUAAGUAAAAAACCAACACUUUCAUAUCAAUCAACAGCUAGUCCUGAUAUUCAAGAAACUAAUAUGAAAUAUAAUCCAGACAAUGAUGAUAAUUCAUCAUCAACAACUUAUACAAAUCAAUCAUCAACAUCAAUACAUCCGACUUUAUAUCAAUUAUUUUCAAUUUAUUCACCAUCUCAAACAUCAAUGGUAUCGAAUUUAAAUUCAAAUACACCUUUAUUAUAUAAUUCACGUAAUGUUAAUAAUAAUAAUUCAUCAUCAUCACCAUCUAACAUUCCAUCAUUUGAUACAAAACCAUUACCAUUAUUAACAACAAUUGUAAAAAGUGAUCGAUCAAAUUCAUCAUCACCAGAUUCAUUGGAUAGUAGUCGUGAUCGUACAAGUGACAGUGAAAAACAACAUUGUAGUCCAUCUCAAUCAUUAUCAUCAUCUACAUCAACAUCAUCAUAUUCAACAUCAACAAAACGUAAACAAGCUGUUCCAUUAUCAUUAACAGCUCGUCUAUCUCAUCAAUAUCAUCAUUUAGAACAACCACUUAAUUUAACUGCUAAUAAAGAAGAACAUACAAUAGGAGAUUGUAAGAAACAAAAAGUUAUGUCACCUCCGUCCAUUGCAUGA
This is a messenger RNA of Rotaria sp. Silwood1, 2121 nucleotides long. The record is from the annotation of a GenBank genome assembly. NCBI's taxonomy places the organism in Eukaryota, Metazoa, Rotifera, Eurotatoria, Philodinida, Philodinidae.